CCGCGCUCAACGCCACUCGAAUCUCCUCACCUCCGCCGCCGCCGCUGCCCCGCCGUCGCGGCGCCAUGCUCCACCUCCGGCAGCGCGCCCUCUCCCAUCUCCUCUCCGCCGCACCAGCUCCUUCCACACUCCCUCUCCUCUCCCUCCACCGCCUCCUCUCCGCGGCCGCGGCCGCCAUUUCCGCGAACCCUGGAUUCGCCGUCGAGGACUACCUCGUCGGCACCUGCGGCCUCACCCCUGCCCAGGCACUCAAGGCCUCCGCCAAGCUCUCGCACCUCAAGUCCCCAUCCAAGCCAGACGCCGUCCUCGCAUUCCUCGCCGGCCUCGGCCUCUCCGGCGCUGAUGUCGCCGCCGUCGUCGCCAAGGAUCCGCAGUUCCUCUGCGCCGGCGUGGAGACAACCCUGUCCCCCGUCGUCGUCGGUCUCACCGGGCUCGGUCUAUCCCCUUCUGAUAUCGCGCGCCUCGUCUCGCUCGCCCCGGGACAAUUCCGCCAUAGAUCCGUCGUCUCCAAGCUGGAGUACUACCUGCCGCUCUUGGGCUCCAUCGACAACUUGCUCCGGCCGCUCAAACACGGCUCCGGCUUCCUCGGCUCCCACCUCGAGAGGGUGGUCAAGCCCAAUGUGAAGCUCCUGGCAGAGUGCGGGCUAGGUGCUUGUGAUAUUGCCAAGCUGUUCAUUCAAAUACCGAUGAUCAUCACCGCCAGCCCAGAGCGUGCCCUGGAGAUGGUCGCGACCGCCGAACGUAUAGGUGUGCCCCGUGGCUCUGGGAUGUUUAGGCAGGCACUGCAUGCUGUCGCAUUUCUCAGCGAGGAGAAGAUUACUGCCAAAGUGGAACAGUUGAAGAAGACAUUGAGGUGGUCGGAUGCCGAUGUUGGCAUUGCUGUGUCCAAGUUGCCGACUCUGCUGAGACGGUCAAAGGACGUGCUGCAGCUCAAGUCCGAGUUCCUCCGCUCUAAGGUGGGCUUGGAACCGGCGUACAUUUCUCAUCGACCCGCUAUGCUCACUUACAGCCUGGAGGGCCGGCUCAGGCCCCGGUACUAUGUUAUGAGGUUUCUUAAGGAAAAUGGAUUGUUAAGUCACGGCAGAGACUACUAUGCUAUGGUCUCGAUCAGCGAGAAGGUAUUUGUGGAGAAGUUCAUAUGCCCUCACAAGCAAGCUGCACCACACCUUGCUGAAGACUAUGCAGCUGCUUGCACAGGACAGGUGCCUGCUACAUUCAGAUUUACAUGAACCAGGAAGCAGGAAAAUGGAUUGCUAGAGCGCGAGUGGAACUACUAUUCAGCAGCCUUGGUGACAGAAAAUUUUCAUGGAAAAGUUCGUAUGUCCUCACAAGGAAGCUGCCCCCACCUCGCCGAAGACUGUGCUGCCACUUGUAGGGAAGUGCCUUCUAAUUUCAGAAUUACAUGACCAAGAAUGGGCCAUGAGAACUGCGUAUGGCGCAAAAAUGUUUACACUAUGUGUAGUGAGCUGGUAAUCUCUGUCUGUGUUCAUUGCCCGAGUGGAUGUUGGUUGUCUGCUAUAGUAUGUCAGGUACAUGCUUAUUUGACAUCGCUCGUCCUGAAUGAAACUGAUAAUUUUAUUGUUAGUCCUUGUAUGUCAAUCAACCAAUCUUGGUGGUUGGGGCCUUGCUAUACCACACGUGAUUCUCAAGGCUCUGUUAGUUGAUGACGCUCUGAAGCUUCCUUCAGUAACAAGUACUCCUACUUUUAUGACCUGACGUGUGCGGGGUUUUUACUCAGAGAAGCUCCUACUUUUCUCUAUCUGAAUUUUUCUAGUUUGGUAAUCCUUCUCGUAUUGUAUGUCCAUUACAUCAUUCAGUGGAGAAGAAAGAUACACUGCAA
This is a messenger RNA of Triticum dicoccoides, 1840 nucleotides long. RefSeq lists its product as uncharacterized. Gene Ontology annotation, molecular function: double-stranded DNA binding. Gene Ontology annotation, biological process: regulation of DNA-templated transcription. The transcript has a single exon. Lineage: Eukaryota; Viridiplantae; Streptophyta; Magnoliopsida; Poales; Poaceae. The record is from RefSeq and is a predicted model, not a curated record. Bases 66 to 1229 code for a protein of 387 amino acids.